This is a messenger RNA of Amoebophrya sp. A25, 1043 nucleotides long. NCBI's taxonomy places the organism in Eukaryota, Dinophyceae, Syndiniales, Amoebophryaceae. The record is from the annotation of a GenBank genome assembly.
UGCUAACAGUGUCAUCAGGGAUCCACACGGACAUGAUCCUAAGACACAUCCUGCUACAUGCUUAUCUUUGUUACUGGCGCAAUUCACUUCGUUUUUCUGUCUCCAGAGCAAUGAAAAGAUGAAGCCUAUUUGCAUACGUUCGAAAGCACCCCUUCUGCUCCUCUGGAGUUUAGCAGCUUGCGCUUUAUCGCUGAUGUUGAUCGUUGGAAGAGGAAGCACAGCAAACCUGCAAGGAGAGCACGACGUUGCUUUGGAUCGAGAAGAGUUAUGGUUUGACUGAAAUUCCUUCACGUAGUGAAGGUUUUUGCGAAUCGAUGACAUAGAUAGAUAAAGGUCUUAUUUGAGAUCGAGAGCACGCGCUUUGCAAGGGACACUCCACAUUUGAUCCACGGUCAACAUGUCUUUUGGGGCUUUCGUUUUUGGAAUAUUUGCAGCUCUAAGCAAGGGCAGAAGCAACAUCUUUCUCGACCACGAUUGGGGGCUCUCCGAAGAGGCGCAGGGCAAACUAGAUUAUGUUGAGUGGAUGUAGCUAGUAUGAAAAUUACUCUCGCUCCUUCGUUACAGCUAAGAUGCGAACUCAUUGAUAUCAAAACGCAUUUGAAAAAAUCAAAAAAUUUGUUUUUAUCGACUUUAAUUAAAAUUCAUUUCUUCAUUACGCCUACAGGUACAUUUUGAAUAUCGACCUUUCAUAGAAGUAGCUACGUAGAGUGGUAUCAUGCGGCUGAAAGAAGGGAUGAGGCGGAUGUUUUGGGCGUUCGUGUGAGUAAUAUUGGUCUAGGUGAUGCGAUUGAGGGCGUCAUCAAGCAAGCGUUAUGGUGGUGCUUGCAUGUUUAUACAGACGAUACUACAUCGGAAAGCCGCAAAAGUACUACUGGGAUGGCGAAAAAGAGGGAAAGCGAGGGAGGGAGUAGUGGUAAGGCGACUACGACGAAGAAAGUCCGAGACCGAAGCAAUGCAGAGAAGAAAUUACGAGGCGGCGAAGGACGCGAAUCGUGUAAGAAGACUCACAGUACAACUGACGCUACUUGCGCAAAACAACAGGG